UUCCGAAGACAAAAGUUGGAACGUUUGAGUCUCCACGGCAACGAGACGCUUCCCCUUCCGGACAGCAGCGGCCGCGGGGAGAUUGGGACAGCGGGGCCCGGAGGUGCGGCCAGCCUGAGAGCGGACGUGGGGAGAACCCCCCCGCCCCAGGAUGCCGCUGAAGGUGGUGGUGGAGCUGCAGAUCCACGCGGUCACUUGCCCUGGUGUGUUCCUGCCAGAGAAGCAUGACAUUUACCUCAGUGUCUGCAUCAUGGGCCAAUACAAGGAGACAGAAUGCCUUCCUCCAAUUUUCCCUCUCUUGUUUCAUGAGAAGAUGUGGUUUGAAAAGGUAUUUGAAAGUGCUGUAGACCCGGCUGCUGUAACAGAGAUGCUUGAAAGCAAUGUAACAACGUUUGGAUUAAUUCAACUAAUAUCUUCAGUGGGGGACAGUCUUGCUUUUUAUGAAGAGAAUACUCGAGAUUUUCUCUUCCCAGAGCCCAAGCUGACUCCUGUGUAUCCUGGUGUGGAGAGAGAGUUACUAAUGAAAACGUCUCCUAGUUUCCCAGGAAUUGCACCAAAAAUAGAGUUUUCUACAAGAACAACCAUCACUGAGCUUCCACUUCAAUAUAGAAAGCAGUUUUAUCAGGGCAGAAACACGAUGAGGAUACAAAGAUCUGCCUCUGUAUCACCCAGGCGAAGGAGCAUUUCACCAGCACGAUGUAAGACAAUAAAGAAAAAGGAUAAUAAGAUCUGUAAGAGUCUUACAAGAUUAUUAAGAUCCCGCUCUCCAUCUCCAAAUGCUACAAAGCACCUAUGUCAGUUCUGCAAAGAAAACCAACAGCAGCAAUCAAGGCUAAGCCUGGGAUCUCUUCGGUACAAACUGGAUGCUGAAACCAGGCCACCAUUUGUUGUUAGACAUGUAGACAGUUCUAACCCAUUUGGUGAAAAAACUUCGUCACAGUUACCUUAUCGAAAUCCAAAACAAAAUGUGAGCUCAGCAAAGAAUUCACUUGAAUUUCAGUUGAAACGAGUUUUAUCUUUUGAUAGCUGUGAUGCAUCAAAUUCCUCAGUUAAGGUUAUCAGGGAACGGGAUGAACAGGCCACAUCUGAACAUGAUUCAUCAUCUCUUGAAACGGAUAAACUUGUAAAUUACCCGGGCAGUUCUCCUACUCAAGGAGAUUUGACAUUUCACCGCACAGCAUCAUUUGCAACCUCCCCACAUUACAGAUCGCCUAGUCCUGUUCGGAGUCACUCUCCUCUGCAACAAAGGUUAUACUCCAAUCCUCAUUUCAGUUGGGAAAAGAUCCACAAGAGAGUGCAGAAUCUCCUAACCUCAAACCAGGCAAAGCAGAGACUUUCCUUUGGAGCCACUGAUUCUGAAAUUGAUGAUGUCCUUGAAAGAAGGUCCAUCUCUUUGAGGAGUUCCCCUCAGGAUGACUCGCUGGAGCAAAGAUAUUACUAAGUAGUUGUCAUCAGAAAGCAGGGACAACUCAAUGACUGCUGGACUCCAAUUUGAAGAGUUGAGACGGACAUUUCCAUCUCAGAGUUGAUCAGGGGUUCAUUUUCUGUGUGGCGUUAUGUCUAAUCUCUUUCUUAAAGUGAGACUCUGUACUGUGCUGGAUAAGCACGGCUGAUUAAAUGAUUUCAGUGUGUGGCUCAGAUAUCAUUUUCAUAAGAGUGUACGUAUAUUAGCUCAUUAAGGACUAAAAAUAAUAAUAAUGGUGCUGCAGAUCUUUGGGCUUUGGUUGUUGGCAGAAUUUUCUGCAAGUAUCACAUUUGGAAUUACCUUACCUGCGACUAUUCCAGCAUUAGAACUGACUGUCUAGAAUGAGUUGCUUUUUUCAGAAGUCAGGUCUCUUCUCAAUAUAUGCACAUCAUUCUCGUUGGUGCACUUGCACAGAGAGAGGAAACAAGACCCUUUGAAUACUGAAUUACAGUUUGACAUAUAUUUUUUCAGACAACCAGUUAAAAUGAACUUAUGUUAAAUGUGUAUCCUUUCUUGAAACAUUU
Molecule: messenger RNA, 1989 nt
Organism: Gopherus evgoodei (Goodes thornscrub tortoise)
Lineage: Eukaryota; Metazoa; Chordata; Testudines; Testudinidae
Gene: SPATA6L
Product: spermatogenesis associated 6 like
Exons: 13
Coding region: 152-1441 (429 amino acids)
Biological process (GO): spermatogenesis
Molecular function (GO): myosin light chain binding
Source: RefSeq, a predicted model, not a curated record